This is a messenger RNA of Owenia fusiformis, 1138 nucleotides long. The record is from the annotation of a GenBank genome assembly. NCBI's taxonomy places the organism in Eukaryota, Metazoa, Annelida, Polychaeta, Sabellida, Oweniidae.
CGACGCACGGCUACCAGGAGUUUGGCUAUAAUAUAGGAGGUGGGAGUUUUGAACAAGUUGUGUAUAACGUGACUGAUGCUUCACAACCUCUCAAUUAUUUCCACAAGACAAGUGAAAAUUUUAUACACGAAUAUAAUAUCAAGGCAUUCACGUUCCAAACAACAGGUGAUGCCAAUACAGUGCUGAAAUGUCCCCCAAAGACAACAUUAGUCGGUGACUUGUGCUAUGGUCUCGCAUACCACUGUAUCUCCUACACGGCAGCUUUGAACCAUUGCAAACAGCAGGGGGCUCAGCUAGGAGUCAUGAACCACCACAUAUUAAGAGAGCUAGAUGCCUCAGAAAAUGUUGGGUCAUGGGAGACAAACAACAACAUGGAAUUCUGGGUAGGUGUUCAAAUAAAUGACACAUCCUUGGAGCUGGCCAAUGGCAGCACUAUAACGGAGAGUAAUCUAGCAGAGUUUCUGAAUGUCACAUCAACCCUUCCAGAUAGCACAAGUGGGAUGUGUUACACAAUUACUUUAGAAAAUAUCAUCGAGAUUAGAGACUGCAACGAGAAUAAUUACUAUUUCUGUCAGGCAGAAAAGGGUUACUAUGACGACAUAUCCUUUUUAAAUAUCACAUAUACAUGGGGAUCCCGUGGUCAAUGCACAAAACAUACAACAACUAGUGCACCAAUUACAACAACUACUACUGAAACAAUUACAACAAUUGGUGAAACAAUUUCAACAACUGGUGAAACAAAUACAAAAACUACUGAAUCAAUUACAACAACUGGAGAAACAAUUACAACAACUAGUGAAACAAAUGCAACAACUAGUGAGACAAAUGCAACAACACCAAAUGCAGUAUAUUCAAGUUCAUUCAUUACUUUAAUAACAACACCAACCACCUCAGAGACAACUGAAGACUUAACAACGAUAGCUGAUGAUAUAAAUCAGACACUUGCACAAGCUAGUACAGCAACAACUAAUGAUAAAAGUACUUACUCGACAGAUAGACAACUUUCUACAACAAAUGAUGAUUUAACAACAUUAUCAACAACAAUAAAACAGGAAAUUAUCACUCUCAAACAAAACGUUGUUGAAAAAUAUGUUCGAGCUAAGAAAAUAGAAUUUGAGCCUUCGGAAUCACCCGUUGC